UGCUCCCAGUGCGACUGGGAGCUCCUGUACAGCACGAAGAGGAACGGGCUGAGCAUGAACACAUUUUUCCGGCUCGUGACGGGCCGCAGGGACACGAUCAUGCUGAUCAAGGACUCGGGAGGCAGCGCGUUCGGAGCCUUCAUCCCGUUCCCCUGGAAGCAGUCCAAGGAUUUCUAUGGCACGGGGGAGAGCUUUGUGUUCCGCAUGAAGCCGACCUUGGAGCUGUUCAAGUGGGGGGGCAACGACUCCAUGUUCGCGCUCACUAACCACCAGGGGAUCCUGAUUGGAGGGUCGGGCAGCCCCGCGAUCUGGAUCGACAGCGACUUCAACAGGGGGACGUCAGGGGCGAACAAGACGUACAGGAGCAGGUGUCUCGCCAGCGAUGAAUCCUUCACCUGCAUCCACCUGGAGGUCUGGGCA
Molecule: messenger RNA, 420 nt
Organism: Guillardia theta CCMP2712
Lineage: Eukaryota; Cryptophyceae; Pyrenomonadales; Geminigeraceae
Exons: 2
Source: RefSeq, a predicted model, not a curated record